AUGUCAGAAUAAUAAGAUAGUUCAUUAUAAGGACAACUCUUUGAUAAUUUAAGAUCUUUGAUUACACUCAUCGAUCAGUUGAGAGACUUAGGAGUUUAGGAGUACAUCAAAUUACCCAGAAUAGCUGUGUUGGGAAGUUAGAGUGCAGGAAAAAGUAGUCUUUUGGAAAACAUUGUCGGAUUGGAUUUCUUACCAAGAGGAGAAGGUAUAGUGACAAGAAGACCUUUGGAAAUGAGAUUGAUACAUAAACCUGACGCAUUAAAACCAUGGGCAGUGUUUGAUGUGUGCAAAGAUCAGAAAUUCUUUGAUUUUGAGAAGGUUAGAGAAUACAUUGUAGAAUUGACAGAUAAAGCAACAGGAAAUUCAAAAGAUGUUGUCCCUGACCCAAUUGUAAUGACUGUCUAUUCACGAGAUUGUCCAGACUUGACAGUGAUCGAUUUACCAGGAAUUACAAGAAUAGCAAUCAAAGGACAGAGAGAAGACAUAGAAAAAGUCACUUUGGAGAUGGCCACUCAUUAUUGUUAAGAUGAGAGAACAAUAAUCUUAGCUGUGUGUCCAGCCAAUCAGGAUUUAUCAACUAGUGAUGGACUUCAAUUAGCAAUCAAAUUAGAUCCAACAGGAUCAAGGACUUUGGGUGUUAUUACAAAAAUUGAUAUCAUGGAUUAAGGAACAGAUUGCAGAAAGGAAUUGUUGGGACAAAUAAUUCCAUUGAAAUUGGGUUUUGUUGGUGUUAAAAACAGAAAUUAAAAAGACAUUAAUGAGAAGGUCAGAGUUGGUAUUGCAUUGUAAAGGGAGACUGAUUUCUUUGCAAAACAUCCAUUAUAUUCUUAAAUGCCUCCAGACAUCAUGGGAACAAAGGCAUUGAUUCAGAAAUUAACUACUAUUUUGUUUAAACAUAUUCGAGCAUCCUUGCCUCAGAUCAUUAGGGAAAUCGAUUAAAAAGUAUAGGACUGUGAAGUCAAACUCGCUCAAUUAGGCCCAGGAUUACCAAGAGACAACAAGGAGAAGAUGCAAGUUAUAUGGAAUAUGUUGACUGAAUAUACAGAAAAUUUAAAUAAUAAAUUAAGAGGAAAAUUCGAUGUUAAAUCAGCAUUACAGAAAGACACUCAAAUCUCAGGAGGAGCCUAAGUGAAACUAUAUUUGAAUGAACUAUACAAUGAAUAAUCUGGCAAGAAUUACAGAGUCAGUCGAGAGUACACAGAUAGAGAAAUUAGAGAAGCCAUCAGAUUACAUUAAGCUUUUUAUAUUUAAUCAUGCCAUAAUUAGAGAAGAUUGAGGGAUCCUGCAAUAGAUACUUUAAAUGAAGUGUUUACCUAUGUUGACUCAUUGUCUAAUAGCAUAUUGAAAAAGGUGUUUUACAGAUUCCCAACAAUUUUAGAUGCUAUUUCAGACAUCAGUUCUUAAGUACUGACAGAAUAAAAGAACAAAACUAAAGUUGUUGUUGAAAACUUGAUUGAUGCUGAAUUAGGAUACAUUUUCACAAAUGAUCAAGACUACUUAACCAUGAAUGCCAGCAUUAUCCCAUAAGAAGAUAAAGAAGACUAGAAAACUGCAGCUGCUGCUCCAACAGGUGACAAUGCUGCUGGCACUGCAAAUACGGCAAAUACAUCUGCAAACACUGCGAAUAAACCUGCUGCUUAGGCUAACAAAUAAGACACAGACCCUGAAAAGGUUUUAGCUUAAGAAUUGAGCAGAAGAUUAGAUGCUUAUUAUAGAAUUGUCAUAAGAAACCUAAGAGAUUCUGUUCCUAAGGCAAUAGGGUAUUUCUUAGUUAGAGCUGCUUAAGAAUAAAUGCAAUUCUAAUUAUACAAUGAAAUCAUGAAAAGUUAGUCAGUGAUGGGAUUGAUGUCUGAACCUGAAUACAUUACAAUCGAAAAGAGAUACCAUCAAAAAGACAUUGUUAGUGUUGAGAAAUGCAUAGAAACUCUUGAAAUAAGAUCCACAAUAAACAUUCCAACGACAAACUAGUGAAGCAGUUAUGGAUAAGGUGAAGAAGACAGCAGCAGAAACAAUUAAUAAAACAAAAAGAUUUCUUGGGAUGUGAUUUUAUCUAAUAAAAUAACCAAGCAUAUUAUAUUAUAAAAAAUAAAUAUCUA
Paramecium tetraurelia is the source of this 2096-nucleotide messenger RNA. RefSeq lists its product as uncharacterized. Gene Ontology annotation, molecular function: microtubule binding; GTP binding; GTPase activity. Lineage: Eukaryota; Ciliophora; Oligohymenophorea; Peniculida; Parameciidae. The transcript is spliced from 9 exons. Gene Ontology annotation, cellular component: cytoplasm; membrane; microtubule. The record is from RefSeq and is a predicted model, not a curated record.